Molecule: messenger RNA, 1281 nt
Organism: Gloeophyllum trabeum ATCC 11539
Lineage: Eukaryota; Fungi; Basidiomycota; Agaricomycetes; Gloeophyllales; Gloeophyllaceae
Exons: 5
Coding region: 1-1281 (426 amino acids)
Source: RefSeq, a predicted model, not a curated record
AUGGAACCUGCUCAAAUAUCGGAGAUUCGUCUUCGUAAACACACUGCCGCAUUCGUCAUCUGCUACGAAGUCGGCCGUUCGGUUUGGCAUCCGGGAACGGUUGUUGGAAAAUUUAACCAACCGACAUACACAAAAACAGUUGGCUUGGGAUGGCGAUUCGCUUUUGCAUGCGGCCUAUACUCGAGCAAUGACCUCUACCCCAUAGACAUUUACUUCCAGCACCAGGGUGUCGCGGUCGGUUCGACACUUCGUAGUCUGGAGGUCGUAGCCAUCUUCAAUAAGGCACGAAGAACGAUUCUACAGGACUGGCCCAUCAAGAGUGAAAGCGCAGAUAUACCUAAAGUCUGCACUUAUCAGCCAGAUUUCGCGAUACCCAGCAACGCUAAGGAAGGGACAAAAUUUCCGGUGAUCUUCUCGUUCACUGUGACGUACGCUGUAGAAGAUACGCAGGAAAUAAGCUGCACGCUGGGGCAUUCACUGUCUAGCGGUCUGUUCGCGGACACCAGAUUCUUUGCGUAUUCCAUUCGCAGGCCCUCUGGUGGGGUACGGAGACCCCUUCCUCUCUUUGCAAACGGAGCGCUGCUGAAGGCGAAGUCAGCUUACUUCGUGGCCUUGCUCUCCAAUAAUGGCUUCUCCGAGUCCAAAUCUGCAACUCUGGACGACACAUUUCCCGCGGGCGAAGAGAGCGAAAUCCUUGACUAUGACUAUGAAUCCGAUAGCGAUCUGUCGGAGGCAGCGGAUCUCGCAGACGUUGCGGAGUCUGAUGGCUCCGACAAGACCCAUAGCGAACCACGCCUGGAUCAUGUUGUCCAGUCUCAACGGAAGGGAUUUGGUCAAACGAUUGUAGUGAAGGACGUUGCUUACUCGACAUUAAAAGCGCUCAUAAUGUACCUGUACACGGGAAAGAUUCUCUUCUCGCCUCUCAAGUCGUCUGGAGCCGAGUGGAGCAACAAGGCGAAAGCUGGCAUUCACUGUUCCCCCAAGUCAAUGUAUCGACUGGCUGACAAGAUCGGCCUCGUCCAUUUGAAGCAGAAAUCACGCGAAGCUAUCCGAGCGGGCCUAUCGGAGUCGAACAUUCUGCAGGAAGCCGUAUCCGGUUUCACCUCCAGAUAUGAUGAAAUAGAGGCCAUGGAGAAGGCGAUCUUACUCAAGAAUUGCCGCUCACCUGGUGUGAAAGCAGCCAUGCCUGAUAUAAUGAAGAGGGCAAUCGCAGAUGGCGAACUGUCCAGCGCCCAGGGCAUCAUUACCGUUCUCGUAGAACGGCUGAUGAUAAAGGAAUGA